Molecule: messenger RNA, 4540 nt
Organism: Oncorhynchus kisutch (coho salmon)
Lineage: Eukaryota; Metazoa; Chordata; Actinopteri; Salmoniformes; Salmonidae
Product: vacuolar protein sorting-associated protein VTA1 homolog
Exons: 11
Coding region: 2150-3022 (290 amino acids)
Biological process (GO): late endosome to vacuole transport via multivesicular body sorting pathway
Cellular component (GO): multivesicular body
Source: RefSeq, a predicted model, not a curated record
GUACGCGUUCAGUAACAGAAACGCAUCCAUCAUGGUACUCUUCCAGCAGGUCUCUCCCUGGGAGUGCAAGAGUGGCAUGAGUUUAGGACCCAAGCUCUGAUUGAGAAGGGGAAUGAACAGCACUCAGCCUGGAUUACGGUUGCUCAGGCCUCCGACAGUGAUAGGCCAGUUCCACACACUUUUCUUUGGCUCUGUUCGGAUGUUCUUUCUGGGCGUCCUGGGCUUUGCAGUCUAUGGCAAUGAAGCUCUCCAUUUUAGCUGUGAUCCAGACAGGAGGGAGUUAAACCUCUACUGUUACAACCAAUUUAGGCCGAUAACACCUCAGGUAUUCUGGGCAUUGCAGUUGGUAACUGUUUUAGUCCCUGGAGCUGUAUUUCAUCUCUAUGCUGCCUGUAAAAACAUUGACCAGGAGGAUAUCCUUCAGAGACCUAUAUACACCGUCUUCUACAUCAUCUCUGUCCUGCUAAGAAUUAUUCUGGAAGUCAUCGCUUUUUGGUUGCAGAGCCAUCUCUUUGGUUUCCAGGUCUCACAUGGACACCAAUGCCGAAAACGACAUACCUCUGCUUUUUUUGUUGGGAGUUGACACUCAGACACUUCUUUCCAUAAUCCCAUUGUUUAAGUCAAGUCACACAGAUUUAAACCUUACUUUGUCAAUAGACUAAUGAUAUUGUUGUGACAUAUGCAGCUUUCAAUCAUUGGCCCACGUAAGAAAGAAACGUGUUACCAGUAAUUCUAAUAUUUUCCAUAUUUGUACCCAGUGAAAAGUUUUAUAGCAUUCUUGUAGUCUUUUUAGGGGCCUAUAGACAAACCUACAUCCCACAGUAAUGUAAUCUAAUUGUCCAGUACAACAUAUGGCCAAUGUCAUGUCAUCAAUGGUAACAUCCUGAUACCCUACGACAGAAGCUGAAAAUUUGUCAUUUUAAGGCAUAGACAGGCAAAAAAUUCACCUAAUGAAGCUUAGAUUUGAUUUCAAUAUUUGGCUUGAAUUAUUUUCAGGUCAUAAUACAUUAGUAAUUGUACAUUUUGUAUGAAUUGAAGUACCGGACUAUAUAAAGGUUCUCAAAUUAGUUUUAAAUUUGACAGAUUUUUGCACAUCUCAUUUGAUGAUUGUGAAAUUAAGGUUUUGAAAUACUAUAUAUAGGAAUGGUAUCAAUAACAAUAAUAAUAAGUUAAAGAAGAUGGGUUUCCAUGCUACCAGAUUUAUCAUGCAGAUUCUGCACAUCACUGUAGAUUUAAGUGUGAUUGCUGAUAAGUCUGCUGGUCACAGUGUGGAUGGUUAAACCAUAUAGUUGACUAUUUUAAGACCCUUUUCAUAGCUUGAAGUAUUAUGCUUUUGAUUUAACACUGUGCUGUUGCUGUACUGAAAAUGAUUACCUCUUUUGUUUUGUAUCUGUAAAUUAUUAUCAGGCAUCCAUCCAACUUUUGUUAUUUUCAGCUAAAUGUAUCAUCUCAGGUACAAUAUGGCAUACUGCUUUCUGGUAUUUGUGACAGAUGGGUAGUUUUAAAGUUUGCCUCUUUCAUUUUGUACAGAAAAGCUGAGGUAACUGUUAAAAGAAGGAAUGACAUUCAUUUGGUUGUCAGUAAAUCUGAGGAGUAUUUUAGGGAAGUGGGAUCAAUUAGUUAUCUGUUACGUAGGUUUUUUAUUUUGACUCAUGUUUGGUUGCUAUGUUUACAUUUCUUAGGGUAAUUGAAUUCUAUUACAUCUAUUGUCUGUUUUGACUGAGUGUUCUUUAUAAAAUGCAUAGAACUUCUCAGCUCUGUUUAAUAAAAGGGGCACAUUUUAUGACCAACUCAUCUUAGGACAAUAUUGUUCUACAGUAUGAUGUUUCAAAAAAAAAUCUGUCUGUUGCUUUUUAGCUUAGGAUCAAAAAUGUUCUUAUGUUUCAAAAGUAUCAGUUAGAUUUGUUUUUUUGUUAGAGGUGGUGCUAUGCAGCAGCUUUAAUGUACUGACAAACUUUUGUAUUGACAAAGCAACCCUAGAUUAACAGGACUGCUGCAUGCCCAGUUUCAGUUGCUUUCUAUACAUACCCUGUGUUCAUGAUAGCCCCAUGCUAUCUCUUGGGGGGAAAGGUCAAUAUGCAGUGUAAUCACAGCAGAUCAUUGUGGUGUCGAACCACUCCCCAAACAACAAGCUGCAUGCAGUUCCUUGAUGACAGUUUACUGCACAGGUCGGCUUUAUGCCAUGCAGACGGGAAUGAAACUGGACAGCAAAACCCCAGAAUGUCGGAAGUUUCUUGUGAAACUGAUGGACCAGUUGGAAACGAUGAAGAUGGAGCUGACUGACAGUGACUCAAUCACCCAUGAAGUUGUCGGCAAUGCACACAUCGAAAACUAUGCCUUAAAAAUGUUCCUCUAUGCUGACAACGAGGAUAGGUCAGGAAGAUUUCACAAGAAUAUGAUUAAGUCCUUCUACACAUCUAGCCUUUUGUUAGAUGUCCUGUCAGUUUUCGGCGAGUUAUCGGAGGAGAACAUCCAGCACAGGAAGUAUGCGAGAUGGAAGGCCACUUACAUCCACAACUGUCUGAAGAGUGGUGAAACCCCACAGGCUGGCCCUGCUGGCUAUGAAGAGGAAACAUAUGAUGAGGAGUAUGGUGCUGAGGGUGGAGGGGGACCCUCCUCCCAGUCUGCUCAGCCCCAGUCUCCACCUCAUUCCCAGCCCGGCUUUGGGGAUCCAAACCAGGGGUCUGGGUCCAUGGGGGGUCCCCCCUACCCCCCCACCAACUACAACAAUAUCAACAUCCCCCAUGGAGCCCACUGCCCAGCCAACACACCUGCAGAGCUCCCUCCACCUACAGCAGGAGAAGCCAUUAAACCAGUGCCUGUUCCCCGAAGCAUUCCAGCGGUCGACCCCUCACUGCGGAGUGCCACUCAGGAAGGUGACGUGCGCCUCACGCCAGAGGACUACACCAGAGCUCAGAAGUACUGUAAGUACGCCGGCAGUGCCCUGCAGUACGAAGACGUGGGCACGGCGGUGCAGAAUCUGCAGAAGGCCCUGAAGUUGCUUACCACUGGCAAAGAAUGAGACCCAUUGUCCCCCGGCGUCACUGUAUCACUACAUCGCUGAUCUGGCCCAGAAGAACUGAGACCGUUACCCUAUAAUCUACAGCAACCCCAGCUGUAUCCGUCUGAAGAAAGCAAUUCUGUCCCAACAUAACGUAAACAACAAUGACAUCUGUGUCUCCAUAUUGGACUCCUGCUGUGGAGCUUCCAUCAUGGCUGUCCAUAACUAGUGAGUUGCUCACUAAAGACUUCCCGAGCCUGUAUGUUAAAACGGUGCAUUUAUCCCCUGCUAAUAUACUCCUUAUAUUAGUUUUCACGAACAACCUAUUCACUGUAGUUUGAUAACACUUUUGUAUGCAUGCACGUUUUGGGAACGUACUCAUGUUGCAGUUCAAAAAAGACCACAUUUCUCAUCAAUUUUACGUACAGUAAAGUAGCCCAAUGCUUCAAGUAGACAGUAGAUAUAAUCCCCUAUUUUCAGGUGACAUUGAUCUGCCCUUUUACUGUGUUUUCAAUACAGUAUCUAUUUGCCUUGUUUUCUCGGGUGAAAGGACUGUCGUUUCUGCAUCAACACAAUUUAAAUAAAUUGUGUAAAUUGAUUGAUUGAUGGUUGGUGACCUGUUUGUAUAUACUGAUACCGUCUGCUUUAGUAAACAAAACUGAGGAGGACUUUUGUUCAACAAGAAGGAGACAUAUACGGUUGGUUUCCUGGACAUAAGUUUAGCCUAGUCCUAGACUAAAAAGCUAUUUUAAUGGAGAUUAGCCAUUGUGCAUUCUUUUUAGUCUAGGACUAGGCUUAAUCUGUGUCCAGGAAACCGCCCCAUAGAGAAGUAUUGUCACUUUAGUUGAAAGCCCUUCCCUUCAGGAAACUUUGACUUUUGGAUGCUCUUAUCUUUGACUGAGCAGUAGAUUGGUCCAUCCUCAAAUAUGCAGAAGUUUCUUGAGUACAUUUUGUGUUUCUAAUAUUUCUAAAUUGUUCAUUUCAUUUAUCGAUGUGUACUUAAACGACGGACUCGUUUUCCCGUUUUAUUAAAACACAUCAAUUCAAGUAUUUAUGUUAUUGUUCAUCAUUAUAUACAUUUCCAUAGUGAUGUUGAACUGGGAAAUAUUGAAGCAUGCCAGUGCUCCACACCGUAGAGACCGCAACAGUCUGUUGAUGGGUUAUUUGAAUAGAUUUAUCCAGAACGCAACAUCCCUCUCGACUGCUGUCUCCACUUUAACUAAUUUGCUCUGUUUAUGUAGCCAAGCUUUGAAGAUGACCUUCUCUUCUCCCUUUUAGUGUUCGUUUGAUAACAGUAAUUGAACUGUAAUGUACAGCCAUUAGCGAUUAUUAAAAUGUGCUGAAACUCUAAGAGCAGAUAAUUGAGUGGACCUCACUGUGGAAUGUUCACUCUGAAGGCUCAACAUAUUAAAUAAAUGUGUAAAUCAAUGAGAUGAAAGGAGUGAACAAUUCCAUUUAGAACAUGUGUAAUCUCACCAGGGAGUCCCCUGCUGCAUUACAAGGGGCAUUGAAAUGAAAUGAAACCUUUAAUGAACUGCA